AUGGCAAAUCCUGGCACCCUGAACCGUUUCCGUGUUCGUCCGGCAGAGCCGCAAGACUGUGCAGAAAUCCUGCGUCUCAUCAAAGAGUUAGCUGCUUAUGAAAAUAUGCCGGAUGCAGUAAAGAUAACAGAAGCAGAUUUACUUCGAGACGGUUUUGGAUCGCAUCCUUUCUUCUACUGUUUAAUAGCGGAGGCAAGAAAAGAAGAUGAAACUGAAGAUACCGGUAUUGUAGGCUUUGCAAUGUACUACUUUACGUAUGACCCUUGGAUUGGCAAGUUGCUGUACCUGGAAGACUUUUAUGUAAUGGAUGAUUUUAGAGGUUGGGGCAUUGGAACAGAGCUUUUAAAGAAAUUAAGCCAGAUAGCUCUCGAGAACAGCUGUAGUUGCAUGCAUUUCCUCGUCGUCGUUUGGAAUAAGCCAUCUAUAGAGUACUACAUGAGGCGUGGCGCUUCAGACCUUUCCACUGAGGAGGGCUGGCAUCUCUUCAGGUUUGACAAAGAACAGCUUAUCACAAUGGCUGAUGGACAAUAAAAAGAACUUUCUUUUUUAUCAUUCCAAGCUUUGAAGCCAAUGAGCUCAUCAGGUCUGCAAAAACAUAUAGCCCGCCACGGCCGUCCCCUCCAUGCCUCUCAAGCAGGGUAGUAUAAGAGCAACAGAAAUUAAAAAAAACAGUUGGCCUGCUUUGUGACUUAUUUUGAUAUGUCGCUAUUAUUAUUAUUUUGCCUGAGGACACCCACAGGGCCCCGCAGCUUCCUGGCGUUCUCUUACGUUUCCUGCUUCUUCACUGUGUCUCACAGCGGUUGAGGCGGGCCUAAUCCUGUGGCUCAUCAAAAACGCUUGCACCGUAGAACUCUGCUCAUGGGAAAGUCUGGUGCAGCAGAUACUCAGCUGGAUCGUAGCACCAGCACAAAGGGCUCUUUUUGUAGCAGGUACUCAUUUGCA
Messenger RNA from Gekko japonicus, 942 nucleotides. It is a transcript of the gene SATL1, whose product is annotated as spermidine/spermine N1-acetyl transferase-like 1. Gene Ontology annotation, molecular function: N-acetyltransferase activity. NCBI's taxonomy places the organism in Eukaryota, Metazoa, Chordata, Lepidosauria, Squamata, Gekkonidae. The record is from RefSeq and is a predicted model, not a curated record. Gene Ontology annotation, cellular component: cytosol. The coding region runs from base 1 to 531 and encodes 176 amino acids. The transcript has 6 exons.